AUGGAUUACGGUUUGGAGCCGCUGCAGAGGGCCAGGUCCAACACUUGGCCCUUGCCCAGACCGGACGCCGAGGACGGCGGGUCCCAGAUGCCCGAGGGCAGCCCCCCGCAGUUGUUGGACAUUACAACCGACUUUGGUGGAAACGGCAGCAGUAGCGGUACCGUUGGCGGGGUGCCGUCACCGGGCUCGGGGCUGCACCCGCCGCAACAGCAGCCGGGUGGUGGCAUGGUCAGCGGGCCGGUCAAGAAGACGUCCAGCCGGAGGAACGCCUGGGGUAACCAAUCGUACGCGGACCUCAUCACGCAGGCCAUCAGCUCGGUGCCGGAACAGCGGCUCACGCUGUCGCAGAUCUACGAGUGGAUGGUGCAGAACGUACCGUAUUUCAAGGACAAGGGCGACAGCAACAGUUCGGCCGGAUGGAAGGUAAGACAGUGA
This is a messenger RNA of Macrosiphum euphorbiae (potato aphid), 435 nucleotides long. The record is from the annotation of a GenBank genome assembly. Lineage: Eukaryota; Metazoa; Arthropoda; Insecta; Hemiptera; Aphididae.